UUUUUUUUUUUUUUUUGUUCACUGCUAUUUUUUGUAAUAUCCUACACACCAUACAUAACAAUGAAGUCAACCAAAAUUGUCUUGUAUAUGUUCACAACUAUGAGCGCAUUACUGCUAAGCCAAUCCAGCAUGACAGAAGCAAAAUCAUUGGAUCUGAGUGACUAUGGACUUUGUGAAGAACCCGGAAAUUCAUCAGACUGUGAAUUUGCUUGUCGAGAACUGGUCCAAGGCCGAGGAAACUGUAUCUUUAAUAAAUGCUAUUGUACCGAAAAAGCAGAAAUCGGAAAAUGUGAAGAUGACGAUCACGAAUCUUGCGAUGCUUUAUGUCAAGAUAUGUCUCCAUCUCUUGUUGGAUUUUGUAUGGAUGAUCAGUGCAACUGUAUCACAUAAAUCACAUUGAUAUAUGCGUAUUUAUUUUAACUAUGAACACAUAUCGCCAAUAUGGCUCCUCGUACACUUUGACCCCCUAUUCUCUGUAUAUUAACCCUAAACAUUUACCUUUAAAAAGAAAGAGCCAGUCUUUCUAUACAUACUUUUAUAAUCAUUUACUUACUAUUUAUUUGCUCUAACAAUAAUUAUAAUAAAGAUACAUAUGCUUUCUAAUGCUCCUUUUU
Messenger RNA from Gilbertella persicaria, 614 nucleotides. RefSeq lists its product as uncharacterized. The coding region runs from base 61 to 390 and encodes 109 amino acids. The transcript has a single exon. The record is from RefSeq and is a predicted model, not a curated record. Lineage: Eukaryota; Fungi; Mucoromycota; Mucoromycetes; Mucorales; Choanephoraceae.